AUGGAUGAUGACGAAGGAACAUCAAGCUCCGGACCAAUGUCAUCCUUAAACAGUCUAUUUUCUUUCACCAGUCCUGCGGUUAAAAAACUUCUAGGUUGGAAGCAGGGCGACGAGGAAGAAAAAUGGGCUGAGAAAGCCGUUGACUCGCUGGUUAAAAAAUUAAAAAAAAGAAAAGGCGCUAUCGAAGAUUUGGAGCACGCUCUUAGUUGUCCGGGUACACCGAGCAAGUGUGUUACAAUCCCGCGGAGUCUUGAUGGGCGACUUCAGGUGUCGCAUCGUAAAGGCUUGCCGCACGUUAUCUAUUGUCGAGUGUGGAGGUGGCCUGAUUUGCAGUCACAUCACGAGCUAAAACCCCUGGAGUUGUGCCAAUAUCCGUUUUCAGCCAAGCAAAAAGAAGUUUGCAUCAACCCUUACCAUUACAAACGCGUUGAGAGUCCUGUGUUACCACCGGUACUCGUGCCAAGACACUCAGAAUAUGCACCAGGGCACUCGUUGCUGCCCUUUGCCCAGAUCCAAGACACGACCAUGCCACACAAUGUCUCUUACUCAACUAGUGGAUUCAAUGCUGGGCCUACUGGAGGCUCGAAUAUAAAUCCCACGUCGCCCAUGUCCUCAAUAAGCUCGGUACCAAGUCCCGGGAGCACUUCAAAUAAUCCCCAGAGUCCGUACGGCACAAACGGCUUACCAGAGACACCGCCACCAGCUUACUCGCCGCCAGAUGAUGGAUCACAAACUGUACAAUCUCCGCCACCUGAUCCCGCGGCCAUGGACACCACCGGUGCGGCAGAAGUCGAUCCGGUAUGCUAUCAGGAACCACCUUAUUGGGCAUCGAUCGCUUACUACGAGUUAAACUGCCGCGUUGGUGAAGUCUUUCACUGUCAGUCUCAUUCUGUGAUCGUCGACGGAUUCACAAACCCCAGCAACAACUCGGACCGCUUUUGCCUCGGACAGCUGUCAAACGUAAAUCGAAAUUCUACGAUAGAAAACACAAGAAGACAUAUUGGUAAAGGCGUUCAUUUAUACUAUGUUGGUGGCGAGGUAUACGCUGAAUGUUUGUCAGAUUCGGCGAUUUUCGUACAAUCUAGAAAUUGUAAUCAUCAUCAUGGCUUUCAUCCUAGUACGGUAUGCAAGAUACCACCCGGAUGUUCACUCAAGAUUUUUAACAAUGCUGAAUUUGCACAAUUACUCUCCCAGAGUGUUAAUCAUGGAUUCGAAGCUGUCUACGAGCUUACCAAAAUGUGUACUAUAAGAAUGUCAUUUGUCAAAGGCUGGGGUGCUGAAUAUCAUCGACAAGAUGUAACAUCUACACCCUGUUGGAUUGAGGCUCAUUUACAUGGGCCGUUGCAGUGGCUGGACAAAGUUCUAACUCAAAUGGGAUCGCCUCAUAAUGCCAUAAGAAUCUGUUCUGAGAUCGAUAAUAAUCAAUCAUCAUAA
This is a messenger RNA of Cotesia congregata, 1434 nucleotides long. NCBI's taxonomy places the organism in Eukaryota, Metazoa, Arthropoda, Insecta, Hymenoptera, Braconidae. The record is from the annotation of a GenBank genome assembly.